Messenger RNA from Paramuricea clavata, 2638 nucleotides. Lineage: Eukaryota; Metazoa; Cnidaria; Anthozoa; Malacalcyonacea; Plexauridae. The record is from the annotation of a GenBank genome assembly.
GUCUUAUUCAGUUUGAAAGUCAUUAUGUUUUUAUAACAUCAGGUAUCUCUUUGCCGCUAGAAUUGUAUAAUAUUUAUAUUUUAGUGAUUUUUUUAAAAUUGCACAGCAAAUUUACUGUAAUUAAAAGCAUUUUUAUUCUUUACAGCAAAUAUGGGAUCAGAGGAACAGGAAUUGCUUCAAAGUAAGGGCUAAAUGCUUUGUCAAUAAAAAUCUGGUUCUAAAGACAGAGCCCAAUAUGGACACAACGUUUGAAAUAUUAUCUGUUGUCCCAAAAGAGCGUUCUCUACAUACAGAAAGCAUUGACACUGUAAUGAUGCAACCUGUUUCAAGUGAACCUAAGGCGUGUUUGCCCAAAACACUGAAUCCUUUCAAAUGUGAUAUUUGUGGUAAACAAUUUAGACUGGUAAGUCGUCUGAAACUGCAUGUCAAGAUUCACUCAAAUACUGGAACAGACAGGUUGUUGUCAAGUGGAGAAAGUGCAACAAGGAGACAUAAAAGCAGACGAAAUAUGGAAUCAGGAUUCAAGUUCAAAACCCAAAAGGAUAUGAAAAGCAGGACUAGUAACUCAAAUAAUCAUAAAACCCAAUGCCAAUCCAAGACUAAUGUGAAGUUGAGAAAUUAUAAGUUAAAGACCCACAAAGAUAUGAAAAGCAGAGUUAUUAAUAAGGCAGAAAACAAUAUCCAGUCCAGACCCAAUACAAAGUUGAAAAAUUAUAAAUUAAAAACUGACAAUGGCACAAAAAGCAAGGUUAAUAAGGCAGACAAUAAUAAAACUCAAUCCAAACAGAAUGUAGCUCUGACAUUAAAUUUGAAGUGCAAAUUUUGUGAUAAACCAUUUGCCACACCUGCACACCUGUCUCGACACACCCGUGUUCAUACUGGUAUCAGACCUUUCACAUGUGAAAAAUGCAAUAAAACAUUUAAAGAUGCUUCCGUGUUAACACGCCAUCUUUGGAUACAUUCUGAUGACAGACCGUACAGCUGUAAAAUAUGUAAGAAAUCAUUCAUUCAGAGUAAGGAUUUGAAAUAUCAUUUAAGAAGCCACAGUGGUGACCGACCUUACCAAUGUGAAACAUGCAACAAAUGUUUCUCAUCAGCAUCAUACCUUACUGUUCAUAAAAGAAUACACACUGGUGUAAAGCCAUAUGUAUGCCCAGUUUGUAAUGCAGGAUUCCAAGCAUCUGGUACCUUGGCUCGGCAUCAAAGAUCUCAUUCAGCAGAAAAACAGCACAAAUGUAGUGAAUGCCCUAAAGCAUUUACUCGAUCAACAAAUUUGAAACUGCACAUUCAAGCCCACCAUGAUGAUAUAUGAUUUUUUUGUUUAUAUUGCAGUACCAAAAUAUCUUAGCUAUUUGACAUUUAAUAUCACUGGAAUUAAGUGGACCUAUUUGGGCACAUCGCAAGACAUAUUGCUUUUACUCAUUUUACUCAUCAAAGUACCUGACUGGAAAGUUUGGAUAUUGCACACCCGAGAUUUAAAAAAUUUAAUAGCAAAUAUAUAGAAAGUAUCAAAAUUGCAUGCCCAAUAUCUCGGUUGCAUGAUACAAACUUUCCACACUGGUCAAGGGGGCGGGGGUCUUGUUCUAAUAGGUUAGGUGAAUGAGUAGUGCCAAAGUGAUAUCCUCAAAGAGCAGGUUGAUACCAAUAAAUAUAAAAUGUGUUCAUAUGCUUAGAAACUAUCUGAUUUUAUGUAUUUAUGUGACCUAAGCUUGGAAAUGGCCAAUUCAUUUUUGCUUGAUAACAGAUCCAGCAAAGGAUUGUUUAUGGUUAUCUUUUUCAGUAUUGUCAAUUGAAUUUGCUGCACCUAACAAAAACAGUAACACUUGACUUGCAUGAACUUGUGCAUACAAUAACCAAUGGCCAUAUUGAUAUCAUAUUUACAAGACUAGUACUCAGUGCUCCUACUCUCUGAAUUAUAUAAUUUUAUUACAGAAAUACUAGUCAAAUUAUUAUUAAUUAGUAUUAUUUAAUUACUAUAUAUGAUUAUUGUAUUGUAUAUCACUAAGUUUAUUUUUCAUUAUAAAAACAACUGUUGAAAGCUUGUGGUAUUUCUUCUAUCAUGUCUGAUGUAGUCAUAUGACGGUCCUUUUUUUCAAACGCAAGAUAUGAACAUCGUCUUGUGAGACAGCAAGCUGCAAAUGAUGCUAAUAAUGUUGCCUUCGGUGGUACAGCACUGAAAGAAAAAGAAGUCAUGAUCAAUGAGAAAUUAACAUUGUGUCAUAGUGGAUACUAGAGGUGUGCAUCGGAUCGGACGUUUAUAAUCCGACAAUUGCCUAAUGUUUAAAAUCCGAUCCGAAAUUGUCUAAUCCGAAUCUGAUCCGAGCUUUGAUAAAUAAUUCCAAUCCGAUCCGAUCCGAAGAAUUCUUUAAUAAAGUAAUGCAUGAGUCAAUUCCAGGAGUAACCAUCCCCCCCACCCCGGGGACGAUUUUACAGUCGAUUUCACGAAACUUUGACCACAAAUGUUCCGAACUUCGUUGCGAAGUUCGGAAGCUCAUAUUGGAAUUCACAAGCCAAUUUGUAAACAAUUAGUCCCUGAUUGGUCCGUGAAGUAAAAGAAGCCAAUCAAAUGCGUAGUUUACGAACUGGUUUGUGAAUCUCAUUAUGAACUUUUGAACUUCGCAACAAUCUUGUGAACUUC